AAGGGCCCUGGGGCAUCACUGGGUGACUCUCUUCCUCACCUCCUGAGGUCAGUGCCCUGUUGCCAGCACCUCUUCUCAUGAGCCACUCUCAACUUUGGCUUCUCUCACCCAGCUGUGUUUUCCCAUAGUCCCCCACUGCUCAUGCUGGUGCACCUAGUUGAAGGGUCCAGGGAUCAUUCUUUCACUUUUGUUCCCCCUAUACUUCAGGCUCAUGUGAGAAGCCAAGACCAGGUUGUCCAAGGCUCUCUUUUCAUACUUCAGCAAGCCUGAGUCCCAUGACCUCCCGGUGGCCCAACUCUUGUCUUGGUUCCACUCUAAGGUAGAGUCCUGUCUCCUCUUCCUCCAUCCCCACCCCACCCCCAAAGGACUGUCUCAGAAGCCCCAGGCAGCCUUGCCUCCUGACCUGAUGGCUAGAGAUAGGGGCACUCCCAGGGAGGAGUUUCAUGAACUCCAAACCUAGUUCCAUCUCCUGGCUUCCCUGGUUCUGUUCUGGGCAUCCCAUCACAGAGAACACACAGACCACAAACCUCAGACACUUGGGUCUUGUCCUUCAUGCUUAAUCACCAGUCCUGGUCUUUCUGCCUCUGCAGACACUGGCGAGACCCUGAUAGUGAAUGCUUACUCCAGUUUUGCAUCCCGGGUGCCUCACUUAACCUCACCGUAGUCCUGGCCCUGCCCCAGCUCCAUUUGUCCCAUCAGCCACCAGACUGGUGCAUUCAUAUAGCUCUGUUGUUGCUGAAGCCAGCACUGGGCUGCUUGCUCCCCUACUUCCCUGGGAGGCGCCCUCUCCUUUUUAGGGCCAAAGCUCCAGUUUAUGUUCCAAGUCCUCAGCUUGACUCUGAGAGGUUCCUGCACACAAGGCUGGAGAGUGCUGUCAGCAUAGUUCCUGUGUCAUGGCUCAUGUGGGUCUGGACACAGCUGGACUGAGUGUUGAGCUUUGAAGGGGCGGAUUCUGAAAAAGAGGGCUCUUUGGGGCUUCUUGGGAGCCAGGUAGGGGGAAAUUUAGACUUCCUAGUAAACCUAGACCUAUAGUUCUGGCCAUAUAGUUUGUGGGGUGGUGGGUGGGGGUGGGGUUGGUGGUUGGAGGGAGUGGAGAGCCUGAGAAAGGCCAGGAUGACAGGCUGGUGUGACAUUGAGCCUGGAGUGGUCAAAGCGAUCCAAUAUGGGGCCCCCAGUGCCAAGGAGAGCUGACCCCUUGAAUAUCAGUGUGAAUGUGAAAGAAGCAUGAAGUCUGCUCGUGUAGAAGCAAAGGCUGGUUCCGAAGAGCAAAGGUGGAUGCCAGAGUCCUAACCCUUGACUGGGACAGAAGAAUCCAUCUGCGGGAGACUCAUAAGUUCGUACCGUAUGUGCCCCUGGGAGGGUGAAGCUGAGCAGGGACGAAAGAUCCAGUCUGAUGCCACUUGGAGAGUAGGGGGGUGGUCUGUGAGUUAGCAGGAAGGUUCUGGGCCAUCAUGAACUUCGGCUCCCAGAAGAGGUGCUGUGUACAGACUGGACCCAGACUGGCAUUAUGUGUGUGCCCUCUGUUAAUAACUCAGAGCCUACUCUGGAUUCCAUGGUUAGAACAAAAGUGAAAGUGAAAUAGAGGGGAGUGGAGAAUGUUUUCCCAGAAGGAUUUCACUAAUCCUGUCCUUCCCGGAACCAGCUCCAGUGAAGAGAGCUUUGCCUCUCUUUGUGACGGGCCCCAGAGAGGAGGAAGUUGUCACAGUUAAAUAGAGCCAGGCACGCCAGCUCCUUACACAUCCGUCAAGACCAUGAGACAGAACCGGACACCAGAUCCCAGGCCUUUGCCUGUCCUGCUCCUAUGUGCCCACAUAGUCUCUCACCUGGCUGGAGCCACACCUCUACCUCAGGCCACCACCGCUUUCACUGGCUCAUCUGGGAUCACAAAGGACCCCUGCCCCUCCGGGCUCCCAACAGCUAAGCAGUGCCCAGCAAUGGAGGUGACCUGGCCGGAACUGGAAGUCCCACUGAAUGGAAUGCUGACCUUGUCCUGUACCGCCUGUAGCCGCUUCCCCCACUUUAGCAUCCUGUACUGGCUGGGCAAUGGUUCUUUCAUCGAACACCUCCCAGGUCGGCUGAGGGAGGGCAGCAUCAGUCGGGAGCGCCGGGGCCCACGCACCCAGCUGCAGACGACCCUCAUGCUAGAGGAGCUGAGCCCCACCCUGCGCAAUACCAACUUCUCCUGUGUUUUUGCCGAUCCUGAGCAGACUGCCCAGCGUCACAUCAUCGUGGCCCAGCUCUGGGCUGGGCUGAGGACAGUUGCGCCCUGCACUCAAGAAACCUCAUCCUCCAGCGGGUCCCCUCUGCCUCACCAUCAAGACAGGUGAACUCCAGAACCUGGAUGAACAUCAUUACCUGAGCCGUCCUUGCAGCUCAGGCCUUCUUCUGCAUCAACUUAAUAUUGUAGUCUUUCUUUUUUCCCUUUAAUGGACUGUCCCAGGGAAGGGUGGGGGUAGAUGCUGUUUCUGAUCCACAGCUGCCUGGGUCCACAAUGGGUACUCAUAAAUGAUUUUUCAGUGGAGGCAUGA
Messenger RNA from Prionailurus viverrinus (fishing cat), 2528 nucleotides. RefSeq names its product interleukin 18 binding protein (gene IL18BP). Gene Ontology annotation, biological process: T-helper 1 type immune response. Lineage: Eukaryota; Metazoa; Chordata; Mammalia; Carnivora; Felidae. The transcript is spliced from 6 exons. The record is from RefSeq and is a predicted model, not a curated record. Gene Ontology annotation, molecular function: interleukin-18 binding. Bases 1752 to 2327 code for a protein of 191 amino acids.